AUGACUGAAAGACACAGAUUUUCCAGUUAAUAAAAACUUCCAAUAUUAGAUUUGACAUAAACAAAUAGAUUUCCAACAGAGGGACUUAAAGUUAAUGUAAUGUCUUUUAAAGGAAAUAGAUUACAGUCUAAUCAGGUGAUGCUUAAUUCGUUAGUUUCAGAUCUUUAAAUGAAUUGAAUCCUAAAUUUGGUUUUCCUAUCAAUUCUAUGGAUUCCUCAUAAUAAUUAAACUAAACAAUUUAAAAUGAUUUAACUUAAAAUAAGAAAAUGCUUUUGAUGUUAGGAAAAACUCUUUACAAAUAAAAAAAUGAAUACUAAGAAUAUUAAGAAAAUAUAAUAGUAUAUGAUUUGAUUUAAAUUAGAAAAAAAUAAGAACUGUUACUAGAAUGUAAAAAUAAGUUAAAAAAGUUCCACAUCGUAUUGAGUCUUUUAAAAAUAAUAAUAAUGAUAAAUCUCCUAACGUUAUCCAAUAAUUUGCAAAAAAGAAAGUGACAUUUCCUAUGUAUUUUAAUGGAGCAUUUUUUACAAAAUUGUAACAUACUUGGGUACCUACAAUUAGAGAAAAUACUAUGGCAGCAGAUUUCUAAAAAAAAAUAUAUAUGUUUGGUGGAAUAGGAAGUGAAGUUAUGGGUGAUUUAAUUGAAUAUGAAAUAUAAACAAGUAAAUUUAGAGAAAUUAAAUAAAAUGGUGAUAUUCCUUUAAAUCGUUAUGGUCAUUGUUUACAUAGUAUUGGUUACCCAAUAACUUUAUCUACUUAAUUCACUUAUGAUAAUUAAUAAUAUACUUAGAUUAAUGGAAAACAACUUAUAAUGUAUGGAGGUGAAAUGUAAUUUAAUUCAGCUUUGAAAUUAAGAGAAAAUUUAAGUGACACAAGAAUUUUUGAUUUAGAAACAGAAACUUGGUAAUUAUUGAAACCAAAUAUUGAGAAUAUACCUGAAAGUAGAAGAUCUUUUGGUAGUUGUAUAGUAGGAAAAGGAUUAAUUGUUAUGGGUGGUAUUAGAAGUAGAUUUUCAGUUUUUAAUGAUAUUCAUUAUUUAAAUUUAAGUAUUUAUUUAUUAUUAAAUUUUAGAUCUUUGUAAAUGGAAUCCUUUAGAAACAAAUAAGAAUCCAUUUAAUAAAGGAUUAGCAUUCUAGUAAUUAGUUUGUGCUUAUAAUAAACCAUAAUUGAUCUUUGAAAAAAAGGAUACAAGAAGUAAGCCUUAUAAAGCCCUUGAACAUGAGGGUAUAUAUUGUUUUGGAGGAUGUUAUAUAGAUGAAAUUAAAAAUACAUAAUUCUACAAUAAUUUUAUGGCACUCUUAAAAUUAGAUUAACCAAAUAAUCCUUGGGUAAUUCCUGAAACUUUUGGAAAAUAACCUGAUCCAAGAAUUUAACAUACAGCAUCAUAUGUAUAAGAAAUGAAUAUAAUAAUUAUCUUUGGUGGUAGAGAUGAUUCUAGAAGUCAUCCUUAUUUUAAUGACUUAUUUGCAUAUAAGAUUUGUGAAAAGGAAUGGGUUUAAUUAGAUAUUUAUGGUAAUAUUCCAAGACCAAGAGCUUCUCAUUCUGCUGUAGCUUAUAAAAGUUAAGUAUUAUAUUUUGGUGGUGUAAGUAUGAAUGGAUAUCUUGAAUUUUCAGUAAAUGUUGCAGAAUUUAAUCAAAAUUAAAUAAGAUAAUUAUAAGCAGAGAUGAAAGCUUAUGAAUAAACAACAGAAGUUUAAACUCAAAAAGAAGAAUGUUAAAGACAAUCUAUUUUAUCUAAAUAGUAUUUCUCAUUACAUUAAAUUGCACCUAUUUAAAAACCUAGAAAUAUGACAAAGGCUGAGGAAAUGAAUUAACAAAUCUAAUAAUUAUCCUUUUCUAAUUUUCCUCUACAUCUUAAAUAAACUUUAUGA
Molecule: messenger RNA, 1868 nt
Organism: Paramecium primaurelia
Lineage: Eukaryota; Ciliophora; Oligohymenophorea; Peniculida; Parameciidae
Source: the annotation of a GenBank genome assembly